AGAAAGAACACACGCGCUCCUCCUCAACGCAAUUCCCUCAGCUUCUUUCUUUCUUUCUUUCAAUCUCUCUUCUUCUACUGCUCUGCUUCGGACAUACAUCGUUUCUCUUCCAUGGCUUCCUGGGUCAGAGGCCGUUGCAUCGGCAGAGGAUCCUUCGGUACCGUCAGCCUCGGCUUCGACAGGCGGACCGGGGAGGUCUUCGCGGUCAAGUCCGUCGACGACGAUUCCUGCCUUCCCCAUCAAAUCGAGUCCUUGGAGAACGAGAUUCGGAUCCUCCGCUCGCUCCCUCCGUCCCCUCACGUGGUUGCCUACCUCGGCGACGACGUCACCGCCGGCGAGGGUCCCGCGAAGACGGCGCGCUGCCGGAACCUGCACAUGGAGUACGUGCCCGGCGGCACCGCCGCUGAGUUGGCGGCCCGCCGCGGGGGCAAGUUCUCCGGCGUGGACGAGGCGAUCGUGAGGUCGCAAGCCCGGUGCGUCGUCUCUGCUCUGCAGCAACUGCACGCCGGAGGCAUUGUUCACUGCGACGUCAAGGGGAGGAAUAUUCUGGUGGGCCAGGAUCCGAGUUCGGCGAAGCUUGCCGAUUUCGGCUCGGCGAUCAGAAUUGGCGAUUCGGGGGCUAGGAUCGCUCCGCGCGGGAGUCCCCUGUGGAUGGCGCCGGAGGUGAUCCGCGGCGAGUGCCAGGGCCCGCCGAGCGACGUCUGGUCUUUGGGUUGCGCCGUCGUGGAGAUGGUAACGGGCCGGCCCCCGUGGGAGGAUCACGGCGUCGAUACAUUAAGUCGGAUAGGGUACUCGAGCGAGAUGCCCGAGUACCCGGCUCAGCUGUCGAAGCUGGGCCGCGACUUCCUCGAGAAUUGCCUGAGGAGAGACCCGGAGGCCCGGUGGAGCUGCGAUCAGCUGCUGCAGCAUCCGUUCUUGCAGAAGGACGCGGUGGCCGACUCGUCCCCGCGGUGCGUGCUCGACUGGGUCAGCUCGGAAUUCGAAGACGAGGAGGACGAGGCAGAGGAAGAGGAAGAAGAUGGGGACGAGGCGGGCCCGAAUUCAAAUUCCAUCUCCGACGAGGACGUGGCCGACGCCAGGGCCAGGAUUGGUAAACUGAGCUCGAGAGCAGGGGGGAAUUGGGAAACGGAGGGUUGGACGGUGGUGAGGUGGAAUAGAGAAUGCGACGGCGAGGAGGAGGAGGAGGAGGAGGAAGAGGCGGGGACGAGCUCGCAACAUGGCCAAGCGUCGGGGGCAGGACGGAGAAACGGGAGCCGAAUUGCGGAAUAUUCAAAUUUUAGCGGCAGGCUUUCGGCGACGGAGGAGGCCCGGUGCAGUAGCUCGGCGUCUGGUGGGGACUGGUCGGAAGAGGAGGACGGCGGCGGCGGCGGCAGCGGCGGUUACUUAGCUGUAGGGGGAAAAGAAACGGGCUUUUACACCUUGCGUGGUGGUGCGGUGGUAUUGUUACUACAUUAUUAUUGCCAUUGUUUGUUGAGAAUCCUGUCGCGGAAUAUACUUUUGCUGUUCUGUUAUUUCACAUUCUCUCGCCUUUUUCUUCUUCGUGGUCGAAUCGAUCGAUGAAAAACCGGUGCGUUCACGGCCA
Molecule: messenger RNA, 1582 nt
Organism: Syzygium oleosum
Lineage: Eukaryota; Viridiplantae; Streptophyta; Magnoliopsida; Myrtales; Myrtaceae
Product: mitogen-activated protein kinase kinase kinase 17-like
Exons: 1
Coding region: 112-1560 (482 amino acids)
Biological process (GO): protein phosphorylation
Molecular function (GO): ATP binding; protein kinase activity
Source: RefSeq, a predicted model, not a curated record